AAUACACUUAACAUGAAAUAAUACAUUUUGUAUGUAGUAGUAGCCCAUAGUAGUAAAAUUAGUCCACUGUUUUACCUCUAACAUUGAAAAAUGUGCCUGGCAUUGUCAAGUAAAUUGCAAACCAUUUGUACAUCGACACAAUCGACACAAUCAAUAUAAAAGACUAGUUUUCAGCGAUCAAAUCGUACUUCAUAAAGCUACGACCAUGAAGUGGGUUGUAGCUAUCGGUUUCAUCAGCCUCGUUGCGGUGUACGCCAGAGAGCUAGAUGAUGAUUCGAAGGAUCUUGUAGCAGCUGCCAGUGGCAAGGGACAUCAUCAUGAAGAAGGAGGUGGCAAGGAGCACCAUGCCCAUCACCACCAUGAACACGGGGAAAAGGGACACAAAGGGCACAAAGGGGAUCAUCAUCACCACAAGGGAGAGCAUGGUGAUCAUGGGAAACAUCACCAUGCUGGACAUCACCAUGAACAUGGUGGUGGACAUAAAAAACAUUGGGACAAACAUGAUCAUCACGGCCAUCAUCACAAACAUGGGCAUCAUCACAAAGGCGCUAAACACGGUCACCAUGAACAUCAUGAUAAGGGAGAUAAAACUGAUGGAUACCACAAGAAAUACCACAAAGAUACAUCCCACAAGGACCAUCAUUUCUAUGACGAUCAUCACGACGAAGGCAAGCACCAUAAGCAUGGGAAACAUCAUGGUCAUCAUGAAAAGCAUGGCGGUGAGCACAAAAAGGGUGGUCACCAUAAGCACGGUCAUCACGAAGAACACUAUGGGAAAAAAGGUCACCAUGAUAAGCAUCAUUAUGAUGAGGAUCAUCAUGGUCAUAAGGGCCAUCACGGUCAUGAGGAGCAUCAUCAUCAUCAUCAUGACCAUGGUAAGAAGGGUGGCCACGAAGACCAUAAGCACUGGGGCUUCCACCAUGGAAAACAUUAAUCAUCUUACUUUACUAAAGAUUACACCAAUAGAUAAUAAUUGUUCUUACUUAAUUGAAUGUUGCCAGUUAAAGAUAGUAGGUAGUUCUUAUUAAGCGUC
This is a messenger RNA of Pieris napi, 1033 nucleotides long. Its product is annotated as histidine-rich glycoprotein-like. Bases 206 to 934 code for a protein of 242 amino acids. The record is from RefSeq and is a predicted model, not a curated record. The transcript has a single exon. Lineage: Eukaryota; Metazoa; Arthropoda; Insecta; Lepidoptera; Pieridae.